This is a messenger RNA of Paramuricea clavata, 2230 nucleotides long. NCBI's taxonomy places the organism in Eukaryota, Metazoa, Cnidaria, Anthozoa, Malacalcyonacea, Plexauridae. The record is from the annotation of a GenBank genome assembly.
AUGGGUAGCGAGGCCGCUUUAGCAGAAAAAUUUCAAAUAUCCUUUACUGAACCAUGGAAAGACCUAAUUACAACAAGUAUUCCCCAACUAGAUGAAGUUGAGUCACUUCUCAAAAACUAUCCUCCCCCUCUACCUAGUAUUGGCCAGAUUAAGAGCGUCCUAAAUCACCUUAACCAUUCGAAAGCAACGGGAGCCGAUGGUGUUCCAGCAUGGUUACUUAAACGAUUCUCUAGCGUUCUAGCGCCGAUUGUUCAUAACAUCAUUACGGCUAGCAUUAAACAGUGUAACUAUCCAAGUCAUUACAAACAUGGCCUGGUCACACCUAUGCCUAAAGCAUACCCACCAACUGACGUUAGUAACGAUUUUAGACAAAUCUCUGUUUUGCCACAUAUUGGGAAAAUCCUAGAGAGAGUACAACUACAACUCCAUCAAAAUGACAUCAUACUACGUCCCAGUCAACAUGGUUUUACUAGUGGCCGCUCUACUACAUCGGCUCUGAUGUCCAUCACACAAACAGGUGGGCAAUUUGUCUGAGCAUGCGCGAAGAAAGUCAAUAUGGCGACAUAUAUUUAGGAGUGUUUCGACAGUUUCGUGGCUUUAUCUGGUUUUAAAGCUGAUAAAACAACAUUUUAAUGAACGAAAACUUUGUACUAUUUAGUGGAAAACAUUAAGCUGUACAGUCCAAAGAUUUAAAAUUAAAAAUAAGUACUUUUGCUUUAUUUUAUUGCUUUUUAUGCUUUGAAAACAAGCAAGCUCGUUUUUUAGAAAAAUUCUAAUCUACUAUUUUACCCAUCAGUUGUCUAAUCUAAAUUUAUCAUCUAAUGCCAUGAAUAAAUCUUAGAUACUACAGGCAUAUAGUGAGCACAACACUUUAACAAACUCACUAAAAUAAGUUAAGUUAUGCUAUGAUAAGAGGAUGGCAAUAUAUGACAACAUCAAAUGUCACCAUAUUCAGUGUCCAAAAAAAGUGCCGCGCGCAUUUUUCGUGGUCGCAUAACUGGUAUUGCCACAAACCCAGGUAAAAAAGCAAUUAGAAAGACCUGGUUUUGGAUGAUGAGCAUAGUCAAAUUCUUGACUUAUUCAACUUUCUAAGUUUUUCCAGGUAAACAGAUUCACCAUUGAAAUAAGCCCCAUUCGGGACCUCAUAGAAUCCAAAAUAUUUUGUAUGGACCAGAUUUUUUUCAAUUUUCUGUGAUUUACAUGACACUAGUUAUAAUUUAGGGGUCAACCAGUAUUGUUCAAGACAUAUUUUCCUUCCAGAACACCUUUUCAAAAUACUAACCCAAACAUUUCAAAAAUAGUGUAUAUUUACAAGGGUAAUUUCAACCAUUUGGCACAUUUUUCCCAUUAAUGAUUUUAAUUCUAAUAAAAAGACUAUAGAUAAAACUUUGAAUUAAAGCCAGUUUCAAGUGAUGAGCAUACCCUAAUUUUUAAGCUAUACCUCAAAGAAGAUAGGUCAUUUCAACAUAAACAUUGAGAUAUGGGUAUACUAACAGCUCUGUCACACUUGUAGUUUGGCAUUAACAGCCCUUCUGAAACAUUUUAAUGAAAAUAUAAUUCACAAAAUUCACAUUUUCACUUACUUCUUAACAUCUGUUUUAAUCCAACUAGCUCUGUAGGCACGAGCAAAAUUUAGCAUUGAUGUAAAUAUCCAUUUAGUUCAUGUUUCCCCGGUGAAAAUAUAGUCUAUUCCAAAGCUGGAUUUUGACGUACUUUAGCUUUUCAGAAACCGUUGACCUUCCUCAGUAAGAUUAUCAACUGUUUCACAAACAUAUUUGAUAGUAAACAGCUAAAAUAUUCUCUGAAAGUCUAUAUUUUUCACUCCUCGACGCGAAAAUGGCAACUCGAGAAGAAAUGAGCCGCUAUUUUUGGUCAGCGUCGACAAAUUGCCCACCUGUUCAUCACACAGCCAUGGUUUAAUGCUACUGACAAUACCUGCCGUGACAAAGCAGGCAUGCAUGCCCUCUUUAUCGACUUUAUAAAAGCCUUUGAUCUAGUUGAUCAUGCGGGGAUCCUGUUGAAUAAACUUGCAUUGAUGAAUGUUAAUAAAAGCUUCUGGUCGUGGGUCAAAAGCUUCUUAUCUGGUAGAACUCAGCAGGUCAAGAUAAAUCAAACACUUUCAUCGAUCGAGGGUUUCCCAGCUGGAGUACCGCAAGGAUCUGCUCUUUCGCCGACUUUAUUUAAUAUCCACAUUGACGUCUUAGAUACGAGUGUUCCUGACGAUAUUUAG